Molecule: messenger RNA, 635 nt
Organism: Pecten maximus
Lineage: Eukaryota; Metazoa; Mollusca; Bivalvia; Pectinida; Pectinidae
Product: retinal dehydrogenase 1-like
Exons: 4
Molecular function (GO): aldehyde dehydrogenase (NAD+) activity
Source: RefSeq, a predicted model, not a curated record
GCCGGAUUCCCGGCAGGUGUAGUGAACAUCGUCCCUGGCUACGGUCCAACAGCUGGGGCCGCAAUAGCAGAACACAUGGAAGUAGAUAAGGUUGCAUUUACUGGCUCCACAGAGGUCGGUAAGCUGGUGAUGCAGGCAGCUGGUCGUAGUAAUCUGAAGAGGGUCAGUCUUGAGCUCGGAGGCAAAAGCCCGCUCAUCAUUUUUGCAGACUCUGACAUUGAUGCUGCGGUGUACUGGGCUCACGCUGGUAUCAUGAACAACCAUGGCCAAAACUGCUGUGCAGGUUCUCGUACCUUAGUAGAGGAGAGUAUAUAUGAUGAGUUCGUGGAGAAAUCGAAACAGAUGGCCGAAUUCAGGUCGGUGGGUGAUCCAUUUGAGGAGUCGACACAACAGGGGCCUCAAGUUGAUGAGGAGCAAUUCGAUAAGAUACUGUCUUAUGUGGAGGCAGGCAAGGCCGAAGGUGCUAAACUGGAGUUUGGUGGUGAACGUCAUGGCGACAAGGGAUAUUUCGUCAAACCAACUGUCUUUUCUAAUGUGACUAAUGAAAUGAGGAUCGCCCGAGAAGAGGUGAGGCUUCCCAUUCAGUGUCAGGGAAAGAACAGCUAGAGCUGUUGCACCUCCAAAUACGAAAAAUA